Messenger RNA from Clarias gariepinus (North African catfish), 4677 nucleotides. RefSeq names its product exocyst complex component 3-like protein 4. The transcript is spliced from 12 exons. The record is from RefSeq and is a predicted model, not a curated record. Gene Ontology annotation, biological process: exocytosis; exocyst localization. NCBI's taxonomy places the organism in Eukaryota, Metazoa, Chordata, Actinopteri, Siluriformes, Clariidae. Bases 419 to 2515 code for a protein of 698 amino acids. Gene Ontology annotation, molecular function: SNARE binding. Gene Ontology annotation, cellular component: exocyst.
GCAUAUGUUGUAGGUAUAGUCUUAUAAUAGUCUAAUAUUUUUUUGCAACUCGUAUGUUUUGUCAAAUCUGUGUACGUUGAAUGUGCUGAAUGUGCGCGAAAAUAGGAAGUGAUUUCCACCACAGGGUUUGGAAUAAUAUAACUUUUCUCAGACUGCUAUUCCUCGGCUUCUAAAUCUACAUCCGUACAACAGGCUUAUGGUUUCUUUGUACCUUUUGUCAUACACCUAAAGGAAGUACCUUUGGGAGAGUCAUUUUAACGGGGGCAGGUGAUUUCCAGAGGUCGGUAAGGUAAAGAUUAACGUACUGUAGAGCUGAAGCGAAAAGUGAAAGGAAUUGCGCAGCAUUUAAGCCUUUCAGGUGUUCGGUACACUUCACUCACCUGCGGUGACUCAUGGUCACAGGCCAUUGGCUGGAAGCAUGGCAGAUAGUGUAAGCGGUGAAGCAGAUAGGCGUAGUGACAUUUCAGCAUGUACUGAGGACAGAACAGAAAUGGCAGAAAACAAUAAAACACAGAUAAAUGUCAAAAAGAAGAAGAAGAACAGCAUAAUAAAAUCUGUCAAAGGAAGCUUUUUGUCCCCAAAAAACAAAGAGGCAGAUAACAAAACAAAGAGGACAAAUACAGAAAAUGACCUUGGUAAUUCCUUGGACGAUCCACAAUCUCCAUCUUCACCAAUGGAAAGCCCGCUUACCCAACAAGAAUCUCUAAGACAGAAACUGCGUUUUGGAAGUAAGAAAAAAAACCUGCCCAAGCAGGAGCAUAUAGAGGCCUGCAAAGAGGGUUUAAUAAUACCAGAAGAGGAAAAGUCAGAGGCGACAAGAAGCACAGCAGAUGAAGUCUUGAAGUUAUACGUUCUACCCGAGAUUCCCCCAAUACCGUUAUCAGUAAUGCAGAUUAACAAUCUCAUUAAGGAUAAUAUCUUGGAAAAGGCCUAUGUCAAUAUACUUUCUUUGCGGGAGGAGGUUCAAUGUGAGAAGGAAGCAUUGGCUGGAAAUGAUUCUCCAGGGGAACUGUUAAAUAAAGAGAAAGAUCUGAGCAUGCUGUACAACAACCUGAGAGAUAAACUUACUGAAAUUGUCCAGCAAUCCUCUGCACAGCCUUCUUUUAAUAAAGAGCUACUAGUGCAGAUGUCUGGCAUCAUCCAAGAGGAGGAAAAGAGAGAAGGAGAUGCUGGGAAGAUGGGCGGAUGGAGAGAUGUCUGGAGGGCUGCAAUACAGAGAGGAGUGAAAGAGACACUCGAAAAGAUUCAUCUUGACAGCCAUGAGCAAAAUGUUUCCUGGUUGGCAAUACAUUUAGGACAAGUGGGAAAAGUGAUUGUUGAGCAGUUGGAGAAAGUAAAAGCAGAGCUUACAAGUUCUUACCCACCAAGCUUUAAUGUGUUUGAAACAUAUGUUUCAAGCUUUCAUAAAGCUGUGGCAGAACACCUGAAAGUGCUUCUGGGAAAGGUGACAGAAGUAAAGGAUUACUACGCCCUUCUGGAUUUUAUUUUGAAACGUUAUCACAGUGAAAAGAUUAUGGGAAGCAAGUCUUUGCAGCCAGAAUUGAAGGAGGAGCUGAAGACUCUUAAACUAGAAGAUGAUUUUCUAGGUCAGAUCAAGAAAGCAUACUGCAAUUGCUUGAAGGCAGAUGUGAGAUCAACUCUGGACAGUAUAAUUAAGCUGGAAAAUGAUGAAAUGUGGAAAGAACAAAAUAAACCACAGAUUAAUGAGGACCUUUACAUCUCUCACAUUCACAUGGACAUCUUGAUGUAUAUUAAAGGACCAAUUCAGGCCUCAAGUUUGCUUGAUGUGGAACUUGAACAGAAAGUUAUGUGCUGCUGCCUAGAUGAGCUAAAGAAAUUUCCUAAACGAUUUGAGUCAGCCUUUGUGCAAUGGAACAAAACUCUCCUGGAUCCCUCCCUGUGGGCUGAAUAUCACAUUACUUACAUCAACAGUUUCAGAGAUUUGAAAGAGCAAAUUGAGAUCUACAGACAAAAGUGCCCAAGUGAAGUGGAGGAGCUGUGCAAGGAGUUACAUGAACUAAUUAACCUCCUGAGCCAGGCUUUUCUAGAACAUUUUAAAACUGACACUAAGCCUCAUCUAAGGUUGAUGAUAACAAGGGAAUGGCUGCGUUCUGAAGAAAACUUUCAGCAACUGCAUAAGAAAAUUGAAAUUCUCUCCCAACAAUGCAAACAUCUGAGUCCCAAUCAUGCACCGAAUUCUGUUCAAAACUGGCUUUAUCCAGUAGGGGACCACAUGCAAAAGAUCAUUGGAGAGAAAAAAAAGAGUGAAAUACAGGCUUAUCUAGAGCCACUGGUUAAUGACUAUCCAGAUUUCAGCCAAAAGCACCUUUCAGCAAUACUGUAUUUCCGUGGAGUAAAACGGGGCAGAAAGAGACGGAUGAUCCUGCAGAAGCUUUCGGACCUAAAGCAACAUGACAGAAAUACUGGGAGUAAAGAACAUGCAUUAUUCAGUCAAAUGGAGACAGCAGUGAACACAGACUGCCUAGCCAAUGUGCCAGUCUGUUCUUUGUUGUAGUAGUUGUCUGUGGCAGCCACAGAAACCUGAUUUGCAUUUAAACUGGUCACACUUCUGGUUUAAAAUAGUCACACUUCAGUUACACUUUUAAGAAUGGUUUUGAGGUGAGAGACUUUUCAGAUAAAUUAAUUCUGGUAAUACUAUAUGCAUUAAAAUUUAGGAGCAUUUUAAAACACCAUAUGCUAAUAUGAAUGUUGGUGAUUAAAUAUUUCAGCCAGUUCUUUUGAAAAAAAAAUGUAUAAUAACUUAAUUAUGUAUAAGAUAAUUAUGUAUAAAAUAAUGUUUUAAAGAAAUAUUGGGUAGAAUUGUAUAAAUAUUUGUAUUUAUAUUUAUCUAUUUUACAUGUGAAAUUUAUUACUUAUUUAUUUAGUAUUGUGUCCAAUAAUUGUGGAUAACAUUCCAGUUGCUUUGUUCAGUUAUGUCAAUUCUAUGUCUCGGCUGCACUUUUAUUUUCUUUAUAGAUAUAGAUAGUAUAUAGAUCCUGGGAUUAUACAGUUACAGACUGAACUUGAAUGUCAUGGCACUAUCAUUAUUGUGUGUCUACUCAUCAACAUAACGUCAACUUUCUGUUAGUAAGGAUGAUUGACUACAGCUGGUAGCUAAUAAAAAUAGUUUGUUGACAGCACUCACUGUCUCAACUUGGGAUGAAAUAGAGUGUUCCAACAGGGGAAUUAACCCAAACACACCUUAAAGUUAGGUGGGAUGGAUCACAUAAAAAAAAGUCCAAUAGUGCCACUGAUAUUCAUGAUCAUAAUGAGUGCCACAACCAUACAAUGUCUGUUGGGGCAGGGGAUAAUAUUGUAUUUUCCCCUAUUUUUGGAUGCUUUUUUUAUCCUCCCUGAAAUCUUAAUACCAUGGAAAGAUAAAACAACCCGUUCAGACAAUAUCGUUCAAAAUGUAAACAUAGAAAGGAAGUGGGUAGUACAGACUGAAAAAGAGAGCUCAAUUGGGAUAGGGCCUAGACAAAAACAGACAUUGAACUUUAUUGGCAGUACUUUGCAGACACUACAAAUAGAAAUCAUUCAAGUCAUUCGGAAGCUGGAUAGCUUGAUAAUGAUACAACACAGAAGACAUUGUCCAUCUGAGUGUCCCCUAACUGUAGGAAAACAUCACAAACAUUUAAGGCAUAUAAAAUAUUUUCAGUGGAGUAUUAUAUUAAAUUAUUAAUAUAAUGUAACAGUACACUAUUUUUGGAUAGCCAGGCACUCUAUAAUGCAUAAUCAUGGAUUGGCAGAUCUAAGUCUUUGUUUAGCAAUAUGGCCUUUUUUAUUUAUGUUGAUUACAAUGAUCUCUCACUGAUCAAAAUUAACUAGUGAAUUGAUCCUGAAAAUAGAAAAAAGCAGUCUUUGCUAAAGGGAAAAAAAAAAAAUUCUUCCCCUUAAUUUUAGACGUCAUAUACACAACAUGUGUUGGUCAGCACCAAAUAUGCGUCUGUAAAAGCAGUGUGUUGGAACAUUUUGAGUUAUACACAAUAAUCAAGCAUCUUCCAAAGGUAAAAAGAAUAGCUCAUAAUGAAUAAGAUCCUUGUAUAUUUAUGACUUUUUACUAUUUCACUUUAUUUAAAUGAUGUAUGGACUUAUGUAGCAAGACUUUAUUAAUGAGUAGCAUAAUUUAGAAGGCUCUGGGUUUUUGUGACGUCUAAUAAAGAAAGUAUUGUCUUGAAAAAUAUUUCUCAUGAGUGUUUUUACACCACUAUAAGGAUAUUUCAUUUACUGGUAAUGUGUCGUGUUAAUGAGUGUUGUGCUUUGCCUCACUUAAACUGAUCCAAAUGUCUAAAUUGCUAACAAUCACCAUCAUGUGACACUUACAUUAAAGUGUUAAAACAUUAGUAAUUAAAUACAAGUAUGUACUGUUAAUGCAUGUUGACAUUAUGUAACUUUUUUCACUGUGCCAUUAUUUAUUUAACAAAAAUAAAACCAAAAAGAAAGAAUAAAAAAAUCACACAUGUGGACAAUACAAAGUAUUGUCCUCCCCCAUUAUUCAAUAGCUUUUAGAUCCACCUUUAACAGCAAUAGCUUGAAGUAAUCGUUUCCUGUAUUACUUUAUCAGACUCUUUCAUCAAUUUGGUCCAUUCUUCUUUACAAAAUUGCGUCAGUUCUUUGAGGUUUGCACAGCUCUGUUCAUGUUCUGCCACAGCAUUUCAAUUGGGUUGUGGUCUGGAC